Linum tenue is the source of this 1614-nucleotide messenger RNA. The record is from the annotation of a GenBank genome assembly. NCBI's taxonomy places the organism in Eukaryota, Viridiplantae, Streptophyta, Magnoliopsida, Malpighiales, Linaceae.
AUGGGCCGCUCUCUGCUGUUCGGAGUUCUUCAUCGCUCAAAUUCCUUACCUUCCAAUUACGCCGCUUUCGCGUCUCUCGCUAUCGCCCACCCUCGCAAUUUCACCAGCAAUGGAGCUUCUCAGGACCCAUCAACCUUUCCCACAUCAAUCAGUGGAGCUUUGGACCAAUUCCAUGACGGGAGGAAAAACCUCACCCCGCAACUUCCACCCGACGAAACGAUCAUCAGAAACACUGACAAAGUCUGCAAAUUGCUGUCCAAAGAGUCCAACAACCCCAACAACUUGGAGAGGUUGCUCGACGAGGCAUCAAUACAGGAGCUCUCGCCGACUCUGGCGCUGGAGGUAUUGAAGCGGCUGAGCAACGCAGGCGUUCUCGCGCUAUCGUUCUUCAGGUGGGCGGAGAAGCAGAAAGAGUUUCAUCACAGCACGGAGAGCUACAAUGUGCUGAUCGAGUCUCUGGGUAAGAUCAAGCAGUUCAAGCUGGUUUGGACUCUGGUCGAUGAUAUGAAGCGCCGAGGGUUGUUGAGUAAAGAGACGUUUGCCCUGAUUUCGAGGAGGUACGCGCGAGCCAAGAGGGUGAAAGAAGCAAUCGAUGCAUUUGAGAAGAUGGGCAAGUACGGGUUCAAGAUGGAAUCCUCCGACUUCAAUCGGUUGCUCGACACGCUGUGCAAGUCGAGACAGGUGGAGAGUGCACACGAGGUGUUCGACAAAAUGAAGAAGAGAAGGUUCAAACCUGAUAUCAAGUCGUACACGAUAUUGCUGGAAGGCUGGUGCCAGGAGAAGAAUUUACUGAGGUUGAAUGAAGUUUACAUGGAGAUGAAAGACGAAGGGCUUGAUCCAGAUGUUGUUACCUACAGCAUUCUUCUGAAUGCGUAUUGCAAAGUCGGCAAAUAUAGCGAGGCGAUCAAUUUGUUCCACGACAUGGAAUCGAAGAACUGCAACCCGAAUCCUCACAUCUUCUGCACAUUGAUCAAUGGGCUGGGGUCAGUGAAGAGACUGAAGGAAGCGAUAGAGUUCUUCGAGAGGUCGAAAGCUUGUGGGUUUGCUCCAGAGGCACCUACAUACAACGCUGUCAUCGGGGCAUACUGCUGGUCGUUGAAGAUCGAUGAUGCUUUCAGGACAGUUGAUGAGAUGAGGAGGAGUGGGGUUGGUCCGAAUUCGAGAACUUAUGAUAUAAUUCUUCACCAUUUGGUGAAGAAUCGAAGAACAGAAGCGGCAUACUCUGUGUUCCAGAGGAUGCGAAGCGAGGCUGGAUGCGAGCCAACGUUGAGUACGUACGAGAUUGUGGUGCGGAUGUUCUGUAAUGAGGAUAAGCUAGAUAUGGCAGUGGAGGUUUGGAACCAGAUGAAGGGCAGAGGUAUUCUUCCUGGCAUGCAUAUGUUCUCUAAAUUGAUAACCACCUUCUGCCAGAACGGGAAGGUGGACGAUGCUUGCAAGUACUUCCAGGAAAUGCUGGAUGUUGGUAUUCGGCCUCCUGCAGCAUUGUUCAGCAAUCUCAAGGAGACUCUUGUGGAGAACGGUCAUAAGGUCACUGCUUCGAAUCUAGCAGAAAAGAUGCGCAAGCUCAGGAAAACGCCUUUGGAUGCAUCACUGCUCACACCAACAACAGACUGA